CUUGCCCUACGAUCUGCACCAAGCAAAACUCUCCACAUAGACACCGUUGCAUAUAAACAACUUGGAGCUUGCUUCAAAAUAACUCGCUUAUAAAUAGACCACCAACUAUCCAAACGGGGAUUUCCUUUGAUACCCAGUGCACAGCAGUGAUUGUGUAACAACCAGAGAGCUGCAGACCAGACACUCAAAGAGCAAGGACAUUUAGAAGACAACAACAAACAGAGAACUACCAUAAUGUCAGACGAUCAACCCUCUUCACCUUCCAGCAACUCCUUGUGCCCAGGCUGCCAGGGUGAAGGGUCGCUGCUGCUGCCCUGCGGACACACUCUGUGCCAGGCUUGCCUGCAGCUGUGUCGGGAUGAGCUGGGGCAGGACGGGUCAGGCUGUACCGAGUGCUACGGCCGCGAGCUACUGGACAGUGUGCUGAAGGGGCUGCUCGACUCGCUGUUUCAAGGGCAGCCGCGGCGGGUGGGAAACGGCAUGGAGGGUGGAGAGACGCUGGAGGAUGGAGAUCUGUGCAGCCAGCAUAGAGAGAGACUGACUCAGUACUGUAUGGAGGACGAGGAGCUGAUCUGUGAUCAGUGUCAGGGAGAGGAACAUGAAGCUCACGAGUUCAGCUCCAUUGAAGAGGCCACAGAAGAGUGUAAGAGGGAGUUGAGAGCAGCUCUCACACCCCUGCAGGAGAAACUGGAGAUGUUAAACACAGCCAAGAAAACCUGCCAGGAAACGUCACAACACAUCAGGAGACAGGCCCAGAACACAGUGCGUCUGAUAAAGGAGAACUUUGAAAAUCUCCAUCAGUUCCUGCAUGAUGAGGAGAUCUCCAUGCUGAGAGCUCUGAGUGAGGAAGAGGAGAAGAAGAGCCAGAAGAUGAAGGAGAAGAUGGACAAACUGACAGAUGAGAUCAUGACCUUAAGAGAAGCCAUUAGCUCAACUGAAGAGGCCAUGAGCGCUGAUGACAUGGCAUUUCUGAAGAAGCGUCUCCGUUUCUGUCCCAGGAUGGACUUCACCGUUCAGGAUCCAGAGGAAAUCUCUGGAGCUUUGAUUGAUGUGGCCAAACACAUCGGCUCGCUCAAGUUCAGAGUGUGGGAGAAGAUGCAGACCGCCAUCACGUACACUCCCGUGAUCCUCGACCCCAACACCGCCGACGUCUGCGUGGCUGUGUCCGACGACCUCACCUCCAUCCGUUACAUGGAGGAAGACCAGCAGGUCCCAGACAACCCCGAACGCUUCAGCUUCUACGAGUGCGUCCUGGGCUCCGAGGGCUUGGGCUCCGGCCGGCACAGCUGGGACGUGGAGGUGGGCGACUGCAGCGAGUGGGCGCUGGGGGUGGUGAAAGAAAGCGUGCAGCGUAAAGAGUGGUUCCCACCGAGCCCCGAGCGCGGCAUGUGGACCAUUUGCCUGUACGGAGGAGAGUACCGCGCGCGGACGGCCAGCAGCGCUCCUCUGACGCUCAAGAAGAAACCUCAGAAGAUCCGGGUUCAGCUCGACUGGGAGGCCGGCAGAGUCAUGUUCUCAGACGCCGGAGACAACUCUCUGCUCUACAAGUAUAAGCACAAGUUUACGGAAAAGAUGUUUCCAUAUUUCUCCAACACAUGUAAAAGACAUCCGCUGCAUAUUUUAGCGGAGAAGGUGUCUGUGUACACAGAGUAGCCUAACUCGACAAACAUUUCAUGAUACACACUAUUCUGAGUCUGAAGGACUGAAGUAGUACAAGAAUGAUUUAAAGGGAUAGUUCACCUAAAAAUUACAAUUUUGUCAUCAUUUACUCACCCUCAAGCUGUUCCAAACCUGUACGAAUUUCUUAUGCUGA
Carassius carassius (crucian carp) is the source of this 1813-nucleotide messenger RNA. RefSeq names its product E3 ubiquitin-protein ligase TRIM39. Gene Ontology annotation, molecular function: protein binding; zinc ion binding. Bases 235 to 1653 code for a protein of 472 amino acids. NCBI's taxonomy places the organism in Eukaryota, Metazoa, Chordata, Actinopteri, Cypriniformes, Cyprinidae. The record is from RefSeq and is a predicted model, not a curated record. The transcript is spliced from 5 exons.